Medicago truncatula (barrel medic) is the source of this 540-nucleotide messenger RNA. RefSeq lists its product as uncharacterized. NCBI's taxonomy places the organism in Eukaryota, Viridiplantae, Streptophyta, Magnoliopsida, Fabales, Fabaceae. The transcript has a single exon. Gene Ontology annotation, molecular function: enzyme inhibitor activity. Bases 1 to 540 code for a protein of 179 amino acids. The record is from RefSeq and is a predicted model, not a curated record. Gene Ontology annotation, biological process: negative regulation of catalytic activity.
AUGAAAUCCACAACACAAACAUCAUUGUUCAUUUUCUUCUUGUGCAUCAUAUCUUAUGCUCCUCUUCCAACAAUAUCUAUCAGCUUGUAUGAAUCUUUAUGCAAUGAGUACAACAACCCUGGCCAAAAUAUCCAAUUAUGCUUGAAUAUUUUGAAAACUGACCCAAAAAUCACCUCAGCCACAAAUUACCAUGACCUCUCGCUGCAUAUCUUGGAGCUGGUUCUAAAUGACGCAGCAGCGGUUCAACGUGAUUUUUUUGAAAAGAGAAAACUUUUUCCCACUGAUCCAGCUCUCAACAGUUGUUAUAAUGAAUUCUAUGUAACAACUAUUAAUGAAUUACAAAAGGCAUUGAUUUUGUUGCCAACUGAUCCUCAUACUGCAAGAGAUAGUGCAAUAGCUGCUGGUUUUGGAGCUAAUAAUUGUGAGACAGCUUUUGAAAAACCACAGGAAAAGUAUGUGCGUGCUGCAAUCCAUCUUCGAAACAAUGAAAUGUAUUUUCUAUGUGUAAUUGCAUCUUUAUCUAUAAUUCAUCUUAUGUAG